UCCGAUUUUGGGGUGAAAAAAGCGGAUUUUGGGUGUUUUUUGGGCGCCAGGGCGGCGCAGAUCGAGCUGCUGCAGCACCUGGUGUCGGUGGCCCACGAGCACAACCUGGGGGUGCCCCUCGAGCUCAAGAUCAAAUUCAACAUCGUGGCCUCGCUCUACGACUACAACCCAAACCUGGCCGCCUACAUGAAGCCUGAGCUGUGGCAGAAGUGCCUGGGCUGCAUCGAGGAGCUGCUGGAGCUGCUCUUUGCCCACCCCGAGAUCUUCGUGGGCGAAAACGUCCUGGAGGAGUCCGAGAACCUCAACAACCCCGAGCAGGUCCGGGGGCGCUUGGGGGGCGGCUCGGGGGCG
Molecule: messenger RNA, 351 nt
Organism: Neopelma chrysocephalum (saffron-crested tyrant-manakin)
Lineage: Eukaryota; Metazoa; Chordata; Aves; Passeriformes; Pipridae
Product: eukaryotic translation initiation factor 3 subunit C-like
Exons: 2
Biological process (GO): translational initiation
Cellular component (GO): eukaryotic translation initiation factor 3 complex
Molecular function (GO): translation initiation factor activity; RNA binding; translation initiation factor binding
Source: RefSeq, a predicted model, not a curated record